GUGAUUAAUUGCUGUAAAACUCGUCACGUAAAUGCAACCAUAAUUAGCCUUUGUUUUCCUCCUUCUUUUAAACUUUAAAAAUGCCUGAUCCCGAUAACGAACAACUAGAACCAAUGUUAAGACAUGAUGAUUUUGUUGAGCAGAUUGAGCAUAUGGAGCCACUUGCUGUUGGAGGUCUAAUGAAUACUGGAGUAUAUGCAUAGCUGAUGUUAUUCUUAUUAGAUCAGCGCUUGGAAAGAAAAAUAGGCUGGAUACAAGGUGCUAUGGUCAAUGUGAGCUAUAUUAUUGGGGCAGGUAUAUUCGUAGGUCCUGCUUUAACUCUUCAGCUUGUGGGAUCUGGAGGAAUGAACCUUAUUAUAUGGUUUAUUGGCGCUUUGGUAGCAUUGUCUGGUACAUAUACAUUUAUGGAACUAGGCACAAUGCUUCCUCGUAGCGGAGGCGAAGUAGGCUAUCUAGAAUAUUGUUAUAGAAAGCCCAAAUAUCUAUUGGCCUAUUUAUUUACAUACUGGAGUCUUAUGAAUCGAUCCAGUGGUGUUGCUUCACAAGGGAUUGUAUUUGGAGGCUAUAUUAAUUAUGCUUUGUUUGGCUCAACAUAUAAGUCAAAUUGGGCAGAAAGAGGAUGGGCGUUACUAUGUGCAACUAUCUUGACGAUGGUUAACAUCUAUUCUACAAAAACAACAAUGAAGAUGAUGGGAUUUUUGACAGUUAUCAAACUUUCUAUACUGACAUUAAUUGCUUCUAUUGGUCUGUUUGUCUUGUUAAAGAUUAUACCUUCUGAUGUAGAUGCUGGCUUAAAUCUAUCGUUUUAUGGUACAUCAACUACCAUUGGCCCUUAUGCGUCUGCUUUGUACUAUGUUAUGAAUAGUUAUAGUGGAUGGCAUAAUCUUAAUUACAUUUUAGACGAAGUCAAGGAUCCUAUCAAAAAUUUACCUAAAGCUUCAGCUGCUGCAGUUCUAUGCACUGCUACGCUUUACAUCCUUACUAAUAUGGCAUACUUGGUCGUGUUACCAUUAGACACCAUGAAGAGCUCUGAAUUUAUUGUUGCUGCAGCAUUUUUUUCUCGUUCCUUGGGCGAGAAUUUUGCAUCGACUGUAUUACCUGUAUUUAUUGGUCUUAGUGCUUUUGGUUGUGGUGCUGCACUGAAUUUCUCAGGUGGAAGAAUUAUUAUGGAAGUAGCAAGGCAGGGGCUUUUACCUUAUGGCCACAUCUUUGGCAAAGUCAAUCCAAAGGUCGGUAGUCCAGUCAAUGCCUAUUUAUUACAAUAUGUACUCUCUAUCUUUUUUAUUGUGGGCCCUCCACCAGGCGCCGUGUACCAGUUUAUUGUUGCAUUUGCUGCGUAUCCUGUUUAUGUCUUUUAUUUUUUGAUGGCAAUGGCUGUUCUUAUUUUGAGAAAAAGAGAACCCAAUAACAAGAGACCUAUUGUUGCGCCUUUAGUCUGUGUCUAUGCAUUUUUAGGAUUUACUGCUUAUGCGCUGGUCUUUGUCUUUAUUCCUGUCAAGAACCGUUACUAUCCUUACUGGCUGCCCUAUAUUACAGCUAUUUUCUCUAUGAUUGCAUGUACUGGAUUUUGGUAUUAUCAAAUUGUGAUAAAAAAUACACCUGGUAAAUCUUACAACGAAUCUAUUCGAAACCAAGGCCAUGCUGCUAUUGAGCAAGAAAUCUAUGGGGAAUACGAUGCUCUUCCUACUCGUGAUGAAUCCAUAGACUUGUCAAGAGAAAGAGUAUAACACAUACUUAAAGAAAAAAAAAGCUUGUUUGUCCGUCUGUUCCUUGAUUAGAUCCUAUUAAAGUUAGUUGUUUAGAAAUAGAGACUUCGUUGAAAUGUCCUGAAAAUUUACUUUAUUUAAUAAUGUUAUAAGCAUUACUUUUACAUGCUUACUUCUUGUAUACUAUGUUCAGACAAGUAGUGCCAAAUUGUGAUGAAACGUAGUUCAAUACAGAGAAACAUAUAUUUUAUGUUAGACAUAUACUGAAAACUGUAACUAGAUCGUUAUAAUGACAGCAGUUAUGGUACUAAGGGG
This is a messenger RNA of Gilbertella persicaria, 2021 nucleotides long. Its product is annotated as amino acid/polyamine transporter I. Lineage: Eukaryota; Fungi; Mucoromycota; Mucoromycetes; Mucorales; Choanephoraceae. Gene Ontology annotation, cellular component: membrane. Bases 207 to 1727 code for a protein of 506 amino acids. Gene Ontology annotation, molecular function: L-amino acid transmembrane transporter activity. The record is from RefSeq and is a predicted model, not a curated record. The transcript has 13 exons. Gene Ontology annotation, biological process: amino acid transmembrane transport.